AUGAGAACCAAGCCUCUCGCGAGGAGAAGCGUGCGCGGGUUUUAUAGAGAACGCGGGGGCGGGGCGCGGCGUCCCUGGCGCAAGCGCAUUUUACUGUGUGGGAAGUGCAGCACGCCCCUGGGGCGCCUGCGCGGACUCCCGGCUGACCUGGCGGUGGAGGCGUCUGCUGGGUCUCCCGCAGGGCUCUGUUCUAUCCCAUGCCCUAUCCCGUGUUCUAUCCCAUGCUCUAUUCCAUGUUCUAUCCCAUGCCCUAUCCCAUGCCCUAUGCCAUGCCCUAUUCCAUAUCCCAUGCUCUAUCCCAUGCCCUAUCCCAUGCUCUAUCCCAUGCCCUAUCCCAUGCUCUAUCCCAUGAUCUAUCCCAUGCUCCAUCUCAUGCUCCAUCCGAUGCUCUGUCCCAUGCUCUGUCCCAUGCUCCAUCUCAUGCUCUAUCCCAUGCUCUAUCUGUUCCAAAUCAUUCCACAACUGUAA
Molecule: messenger RNA, 468 nt
Organism: Chrysochloris asiatica (Cape golden mole)
Lineage: Eukaryota; Metazoa; Chordata; Mammalia; Afrosoricida; Chrysochloridae
Product: keratinocyte proline-rich protein-like
Exons: 3
Coding region: 1-468 (155 amino acids)
Source: RefSeq, a predicted model, not a curated record